AUGCUCAAGUUACAUCCACUCACUGUCCAGAUUGGUUGCGCCACUGCUUUCAUCCAAGCCAGCCAGUCAGCGGCUGCUGCUGUGCUGCUCAAGAGAUCUCCUCAGAAAACAGCCCCAGAAAACGGACUUGCUAAUUCAACAUCAGUCACCAAUGCUCCCUUGGUCCUGUACGCAUCCGACUCGAGCCCGACCAGCUCAACGCAAGCUUCGUCCCCCGCCGUCUCACCUCACCACGGCGUGCUAUUUGUUGUCCUCAGCGGGGCGAGUGCCUUCUCAAUCAUCACGCUGGCCUUCCUGAUCAUCUAUCGCAGAUACAAAGCCCACAAGCUUGGCACUUCUCGCCUGUCGCCAUCUCAUGGGGAUCCGACCAGAGUGCAUGGGGGAGGACACCCAUCGGUUGAGAAAAGCCAGAUCAGACACAUCACCCACGAUGAACAAAAGGAGAAAUACCGAUCGCUGUUUGGAGUUCCGGCGGGAUAUUUGAGGCCGAAAUCGCGGAUCUCCUCAUUAGCGCCUCCUCCGGCCACCUACUCCCUCCAAGUCUCCCGGUAUUCGAAUUCGCUGGUGGGUCUCCAGACGGAAGCCGGUAUGAGCGACUCGAGGUACUCGUCAAGUUCUGACAUCGAGCGCAGCCAUGAGACGUCUUUCUACCCGAGCGCUGCUCUGACGGACGAGGAGGCUUACCUCGACAGAAAGCACAGACACACGCGGGUGAUCAGCUUCGAGGAGGACAGCGGGGCCCGGCCGCUACGAGAGCUCCGGGAAGAGGAGCAGGAGAUCGUCGGCCCGAUCUCGCGCUUUUCGAACCGGUUCCCGAACCUCGUCGCCCGCUUGAAAUCCAUCAAACAAAAAACUAUCUGCAAAGGCGCCAACACCACCGUCUACCGCCCGGGCCCGUACUCAUCAAGCCCCAACAACUUCCAUUCGAUCCUGCGGACCGUAUCCGAGGCGGACUCGGAGGGAGCAUCGGACGCGGACUCCGAACCACCACGGUCCCCUUCUAUCGCCCCGACACCACCCCACUUCAUCAAGAGCCCAAUCGACGAGAACGCAGUGAUGAACAAACCCAUUGACUUAGCCAUCGUUACCCAUCGACUAGAACACCAGCUCUCCGUCCAGCGAAGCACGUUCAGCGGGCGCGGGGACUCAUUCUACUGGAAAUCGCCGCCCAGGUCAGACCAAUGA
This is a messenger RNA of Puccinia triticina, 1185 nucleotides long. RefSeq lists its product as uncharacterized. The transcript has 4 exons. NCBI's taxonomy places the organism in Eukaryota, Fungi, Basidiomycota, Pucciniomycetes, Pucciniales, Pucciniaceae. The coding region runs from base 1 to 1185 and encodes 394 amino acids. The record is from RefSeq and is a predicted model, not a curated record.